AUGGACUCCAUCAUUGCUCAGAUCCAAGCCAUCGCCCAAAACACCGAUGAAGGUGGCCGACUGAAGAUCAUUCAGUCUCUCAAACGAGUGCAAAAUGAACUUCAAUCCCCGCAGGAUAUCUUCAUGGAGCUUGCAGUAUCAGGCCUAACGAAUGCCAUGCUCCGAAUCAGUGCGGAUCUAGGACUCCUUCGCUCUCUCGCGAGCAGUGAUACAUCAUUGACUGUCAAAGAGAUUUCAGAUGUGACAGGUGCAUCGUCUCCAUUCCUAGAGAGAAUUCUUCGUCACCUAGCUGCAAUAGACAUGAUCAAGGAGACUACAGUCAAUGAAUAUGGUGCAAACAGGACCACCCAUGUUUUGGCUAGCUCCAAGGGUGAGGCUAUGAUAUACCACGGAUUCGACACACUCGGGCCAGUCAUGCAAGCAAUGCCUGCCUUCUUCGCUGAACAUAAAUAUGAAGAUGUGACGGUCAAUACCAACACACCGUUCCAGAAAGCCCACAAUACCAAACUCACCUCAUUCGAGUGGCUUGUCCAGCAGCCGAAGUACUUUGAAAACCUGCAAAAGAUCAUGACUGCAUUUCAAGGAUCAGAGUGGACCGAGGGACUCGACGCUUUUGACAAUGAAGCCCGCCGGUUUCCUUUCAAGGCUUCAUCCGCUGCCCCGGAGAAACCCUUCCUCGUCGACGUUGGUGGCGGCCAUGGCCAUCAAUGUAUUGAGCUUGGAAAGAAGUAUCCGAACCUCCUAGGUCACCUUGUCUUCCAGGACUUGCCAGAGGCAGUGGAAAGCCUCGCUCCCAUUGAUGGUGUGAGGGCUGAGGCUUAUGACUUUUUCCAAGCACAGCCUAUCAUUGGCGCCAAGUUCUACUACCUCCGCAGAAUCAUGCAUGAUUGGCCCGACGACAAAGCUGCAGAGAUCCUCCGCAAUGUUCGCGCCGCCAUGAGCCCCGACUCGCGGAUCUUGAUUGAUGAUGCCGUGUUGCCGGAUACUGGCGCUAACUGGCAAUCGACCGUGGCGGAUCUUGCUAUGAUGACCUUUGCUGGUAAAGAGCGGACGAAGCAUCAAUGGGAGUCACUUGCAGCAAGCGCGGGCUUGCGCGUGGAACAGAUUCAUACUUAUGUUGCUUCAACCUAUACCGCUGUUCUCGUUUUGGCCGCUCUUUGA
Molecule: messenger RNA, 1161 nt
Organism: Penicillium coprophilum
Lineage: Eukaryota; Fungi; Ascomycota; Eurotiomycetes; Eurotiales; Aspergillaceae
Product: O-methyltransferase family 2
Exons: 5
Coding region: 1-1161 (386 amino acids)
Molecular function (GO): O-methyltransferase activity
Source: RefSeq, a predicted model, not a curated record